Messenger RNA from Monomorium pharaonis (pharaoh ant), 1634 nucleotides. It is a transcript of the gene Vta1, whose product is annotated as vacuolar protein sorting-associated protein VTA1 homolog. NCBI's taxonomy places the organism in Eukaryota, Metazoa, Arthropoda, Insecta, Hymenoptera, Formicidae. Gene Ontology annotation, cellular component: multivesicular body. The record is from RefSeq and is a predicted model, not a curated record. The transcript has 4 exons. Bases 231 to 1076 code for a protein of 281 amino acids. Gene Ontology annotation, biological process: late endosome to vacuole transport via multivesicular body sorting pathway.
GGUCUCAGUCUGUCUCAGUUAGGUUCUACGGAUAACUAUAGAUCGAUUAUUUUAAUGAUAAAAGAGGUGAUCUUACUGUUGAGUGUCAAAAAAUCUCGUCAUUAAUAAACAGGUCAAUAAUUACUCUUUGUACAUUAAGAUAUAUAACUACAAAUAUCCGGGCACGAGAAAGAGUCUAUCAAGAGGAGAUAAUUUUUUAACGUGUGUAUCUUUGAUAUUUCUUACUCCAAAUGGCACUGACAGGACCCGACUUGCCGAAAGUUCCAAUUCCUUUAAAAAGCAUACAGCCAUAUCUCACAGUCGCAACGAAGCAUGACCAGCGGGAUAGUGUUGUCAGUUAUUGGUGUCGACUGUAUGCGCUUCAAACUGGAUUAAAGCUCUCGACCAAGACGUCAGAGGAGACCACUCUUUUGAUGAAGUUAAUGGAUUGGUUAGAAGCAACAAAAAAACAAUUGCACGACAAUGAAGCUAUCACUAACGACGUAGCCGCUCAAGCGCAUAUAGAAAAUUGGGCCUUGAAGCUUUUCUUAUAUGCCGAUAAGAAUGACAGGGCUGCAAACUUUUCUAAGAAUGUACUGCAGAGCUUUUACACUGCUCAGAUAUUGUAUGAUGUAUUGACACUGUUUGGAGAAUUGAGCGUCGAGGCGACGCAGAAUCGCAAGUAUGCUCAAUGGAAAGCAGCUUAUAUUCACAAUUGUCAAAUAAAUGGAGAAACGCCAGUGCCUGGGCCGAUGAAGGAACAAGAUGAUGAAAGUAAUACCGUCAAUACAUCAUCAAUUGACAAUGAUGGAGAGCCUAAAUCAAAUGUAGAGCCCGAAAGUCCUAAGGAUAAUAUUUUUCCAAGCGUUCCAUCUAUCCCUGCAAGUCCACCAGCUGCAAAAACACAAUCAUUUGAGUCGGAAGAUGAUAUGUAUAAAACUGAAAGUGGUACCAACUUGUCAGUUGAGCAAAUUGGUAAGGCUCAAAAAUUUAUUAAAUGGGCAAGCAGUGCAUUAGACUAUGAUGACAUAGCUACUUCUGUAAUGAACCUUCGGAAUGCUUUGCAUCUUUUAACUACUGGCCAGGAGCCCGUGUAGAUAAAAAAUUGGAAACAAAACCUACAUUAACGUUUUGUAAUUAAUUACUUGAACUUAUUGCCUACUACUUAUUGCUUGUAACAUGUAUAGUGGCCAGUAAAAAGAUAUUUUACUAAUAUUUCAUAAUUUUUACAAGCUUUGAUACAGAUAAAAAUGAGUAAAAAGGAUAUGAUUACAGUUAGCUAGUCAAACCGACCUUGAAUAUGGUGCACUUAAUAAAAUUGUUACAAACUGUGUUUCUAGAUUGUAACUUGUUUUAGAUAAGAGAUGUAUAGUUGUAUAAAGUAUCAUAUUUAUUAAAACUAUUAGAUCUAUGCGUAAGUUCAUAAAAUUUUUUUAUUAAAGCAUUUAUAAAAAUAAGGUGCAACAAUAUAAACACUAAAUAAUUCAAAAUAGAUUUCCAUAAUUUUCUAUCAGUGUUCUGGCAACAAAUGCAUAACGAUAGAAAGUCAUUAGGUUCUAACUAGAAUAAGAAAAACUUGUAAAGUGCAUAGAAUUUACCUAAUGUUUACUUUCAGAAUACUAAUAUUCUUUUUAAUAAAGAUUUUAGUAUCGCUA